Molecule: messenger RNA, 1834 nt
Organism: Apaloderma vittatum (bar-tailed trogon)
Lineage: Eukaryota; Metazoa; Chordata; Aves; Trogoniformes; Trogonidae
Gene: WDR59
Product: WD repeat domain 59
Exons: 14
Molecular function (GO): protein binding
Source: RefSeq, a predicted model, not a curated record
CCUUGAAAGAAGAUUUCCUGAAUGACCCUCUGGUGGGAAAGAAAACAGACCAACUGGGUCUGCCUCAAACACUGCAGCAGGAGUUUUCGCUGAUCAACGUGCAGAUCCGAAAUGUCAACGUGGAGAUGGAUGCGGUGAGCCGUAGCUGUACGGUGUCAGUGCACUGCGGCAACCACCGAGUCAGGAUGCUGGUGAUGUUCCCCGUCCAGUACCCCAACAAUGCUGCGCCGUCCUUCCAGUUCAUCAACCCAACCUCAAUCACUGCCUCCAUGAAGGCCAAGCUGCUGAAGAUACUGAAAGACACUUCUCUGCAGAAAGUGAAGCGGAACCAGAGCUGCCUGGAGCCCUGCCUGCGUCAGCUGGUCUCCUGGCUGGAGUCCGUUGUGAACCAAGAGGACAGCACAUCCAGCAAUCCCUACGCUUUGCCAAACUCCGUAACGCCUCCCUUGCCCACGUUCGCCCGUGUCUCCAACGCCUACGGCUCCUACCAGGACUCCAACAUCCCAUUUCCACGGACCUCUGGAGCCAGGUUCUGUGGUGCAGGGUAUCUGGUGUAUUUCACGAGACCCAUGACCAUGCACCGCGCCGUGUCCCCGACGGAGCCCACCCCCAGGUCCCUGUCAGCUUUAUCAGCGUACCAUAGUGGCCUCAUUACUCCAAUGAAGAUCCGCACGGAGACACCGGGCAACCUGCGCUUGUACAGCGGGAGUCCGACACGCAGUGAGAAGGAACAGGUCUCCAUUAGCUCCUUCUACUACAAAGAGAGGAAAUCAAGGAGGUGGAAAAGCAAACGAGAAGGGACAGAUUCCAACAACCGACCCAUCAAAGCCGCUGGGAAAGUUAUUAUCCAAGAUAUUUCCUGCUUGCUGCCUGUCCACAAGCUGCUGGGAGAGCUCUACAUAUUGAAUGUGAAUAAUAUCCAGGAGACUUGCCAGAAGAACGCUGCCUCCGCUCUGGCCGUGGGACGGAGGGAUCUCGUACAGGUUUGGUCACUGGCCAUGGUAGCCACUGAUCUCUGUCUUGGACCGAAGUCUGACCCAGAUUUGGAGAUACCUUGGGCGCAGCAUCCAUUUGGACGGCAAUUACUGGAGUCCCUGCUGGCUCAUUACUCGCAGCUCCACGACGUGCAGACCCUGGCCAUGCUGUGCAGCGUGUUUGAAGCCCAGUCCAGGUUACAAGGGUGCCCGAAUUCCUAUGGCCCCUUCCCUCAGCGUGCCUCCAACCUGGCCUCCCACAGCCGAUACCCCAGCUUUACCUCCUCUGGCUCCUGUUCCAGCAUGUCAGAUCCUGGCACCGGAGGCUGGAGCAUAGCAAACAAAGACACGGAGCAGGGCUCCGCUCCCUGGUGCGAGUCUUCUCCGGAUGACUUCCGCUACGGAAACCUGACGUACCCCGAUCACCGGGAGCGUGAGAAGGACCAGCAUGAGAAAAACAAGAGGCUCCUGGAUCCUGCCAACACUCAGCAAUUUGACGACUUCAAGAAGUGCUAUGGAGAAAUCCUUUAUCGCUGGGGGUUGCGAGAGAAGCGAGCUGAGGUUCUGAAGUUUGUCUCUUGUCCUCCUGAUCCCCACAAAGGAAUCGAGUUCGGGGUGUACUGCAGCCACUGCCGCAGCGAGGUACGCGGCACCCAGUGUGCCAUCUGCAAGGGCUUCACCUUCCAGUGCGCCAUCUGCCACGUGGCCGUGCGGGGCUCCUCGAACUUCUGCCUGACGUGUGGGCACGGGGGCAACACCAGACACAUGAUGGAGUGGUUUCGCACGCAGGAGGUGUGCCCCACGGGCUGCGGGUGCCACUGCCUGCUCGAGAGCACCUUCUGAGCAGUCCUUGACAGCAG